This is a messenger RNA of Fundulus heteroclitus (mummichog), 4924 nucleotides long. It is a transcript of the gene ago1, whose product is annotated as argonaute RISC component 1. Bases 161 to 2824 code for a protein of 887 amino acids. The record is from RefSeq and is a predicted model, not a curated record. Gene Ontology annotation, molecular function: RNA binding; protein binding. The transcript has 18 exons. Lineage: Eukaryota; Metazoa; Chordata; Actinopteri; Cyprinodontiformes; Fundulidae.
GGGGCAGGGGGGGAGGCGGGGGGUACACCGAGCAGGCAGGAGGCUACACGCCGAGAGGAGGGGGCUGGAAGACUGAGACGCCUCCAGCCUGAAGGGGCCGGCGGUUUGGCCACAGCACCCCGGACUAGCUAGCUUGUACCUUCGCGGCUAAGUGAAUGGGAUGGAGCCGGGACCGUCUGGCGCUGUGCCCCUGGGGGUCUUCCCCCCACCCCUGCAGCAGGUGUUUCAUGCCCCCCGGCGGCCAGGCAUGGGCACCGUGGGCAAGCCCAUCAAGCUGCUGGCCAACUACUUUGAAGUGGAAAUCCCAAAGAUGGACGUCUAUCACUAUGAGGUGGACAUCAAGCCCGACAAGUGCCCGCGGCGAGUCAACAGAGAGGUGGUGGAGUACAUGGUGCAACAUUUCAAGCCCCAGCUCUUUGGCGACAGGAAGCCGGUGUACGAUGGCAAGAAGAAUAUUUACACCGUCCUAGCGCUUCCCAUUGGGAGUGAGAAGGUGGACUUUGAGGUAACUAUCCCCGGCGAGGGCAAGGAUCGAAUAUUUAAGGUUUCCAUCCGCUGGCUGGCCAAGGUGUCAUGGCGGCUGCUACAGGAAACUCUCGUCAGCGGCCGGCUGCAGGUCCCCCUCGACUCGGUUCAAGCCCUGGAUGUGGCGAUGCGCCACUUGGCCUCUAUGAGGUACACUCCAGUGGGUCGCUCGUUCUUCUCCCCUCCUGAAGGAUACUACCACCCACUAGGUGGGGGGAGGGAGGUCUGGUUCGGCUUCCAUCAGUCCGUGCGUCCCGCCAUGUGGAAGAUGAUGCUUAACAUCGAUGUGUCUGCCACGGCCUUCUACAAAGCCCAGCCUGUAAUUGAGUUCAUGUGUGAGGUUUUGGACAUUCGCAACAUCGAUGAGCAGCCCAAGACUCUGACAGACUCGCAGAGAGUUCGCUUCACAAAGGAGAUCAAAGGCCUGAAGGUUGAGGUGACGCACUGCGGACAGAUGAAGAGAAAGUAUCGAGUAUGCAACGUCACCAGACGUCCUGCCAGCCAUCAAACGUUUCCCCUGCAGCUUGAAAGCGGGCAGACGGUAGAAUGUACAGUGGCCCAGUACUUCAAGCAGAAGUACAACUUGCAGCUUAAAUACCCCCACCUACCUUGUUUACAAGUCGGACAGGAGCAAAAGCACACCUACCUGCCCCUGGAGGUGUGUAACAUUGUAGCCGGUCAGCGGUGCAUCAAGAAGCUGACAGAUAAUCAGACCUCCACUAUGAUUAAAGCCACAGCUCGCUCUGCCCCCGACAGGCAGGAGGAGAUCAGCAGGCUGAUGAAGAACGCCAACUUCAACCUGGACCCGUACAUCCAGGAGUUCGGGAUCAAGGUGAAGGACGACAUGGCCGAAGUGACGGGCAGGGUGCUGCCAGCGCCGAUUCUGCAGUACGGAGGACGGGUAAACGCAGCUCAUUUUGUCGGUAGUUUCACUAAACCUCGGUUUUGGGUUAAACGGCUGCUCCUCCGGGUUUCCCCCCCUCAACAGAACCGGGCCAUUGCCACCCCCAACCAGGGAGUGUGGGACAUGAGGGGGAAGCAGUUUUACAACGGCAUCGAGAUCAAAGUGUGGGCCAUCGCCUGCUUCGCCCCACAGAAGCAGUGCAGAGAGGAGGUGCUCAAGAACUUCACAGACCAGCUGCGUAAAAUCUCUAAGGAUGCCGGAAUGCCGAUCCAGGGCCAGCCGUGCUUCUGUAAAUACGCCCAGGGAGCCGACAGCGUGGAGCCCAUGUUCAGACACCUGAAGAACACCUACUCUGGACUUCAGCUCAUCAUUGUCAUCCUGCCUGGAAAGACUCCCGUCUAUGCGGAGGUGAAACGUGUGGGAGACACUCUCCUCGGCAUGGCCACGCAGUGUGUCCAAGUCAAGAAUGUGGUAAAGACGUCGCCUCAGACCCUCUCCAACCUCUGCCUAAAGAUCAACGUGAAGCUGGGAGGAAUAAACAACAUCCUGGUCCCUCACCAACGGUCAGCUGUGUUUCAGCAGCCGGUUAUCUUCCUGGGGGCGGACGUCACGCACCCUCCAGCUGGAGAUGGCAAGAAGCCCUCCAUUACUGCUGUGGUAGGCAGUAUGGACGCCCAUCCCAGCAGAUACUGUGCCACGGUGCGUGUCCAGAGACCCAGGCAGGAAAUCAUCGAGGACUUGUCCUACAUGGUGCGGGAGCUGCUCAUCCAGUUCUACAAGUCGACCCGCUUCAAGCCCACCAGGAUCAUCUUCUACAGAGACGGGGUUCCAGAGGGACAGUUGCCUCAGAUUCUUCACUAUGAGCUUCUGGCCAUCAGAGACGCGUGCAUAAAGCUGGAGAAGGAUUACCAGCCCGGCAUCACCUACAUCGUGGUGCAGAAGCGCCACCACACACGCCUCUUCUGUGCCGACAAAUCUGAAAGGAUUGGGAAGAGUGGGAACAUACCUGCAGGGACUACCGUGGACACCAGCAUCACUCAUCCCUUUGAGUUCGACUUCUACCUGUGCAGCCACGCAGGCAUACAGGGCACCAGCCGCCCGUCUCAUUACUACGUCCUAUGGGACGACAAUCGCUUCACGGCAGACGAGUUGCAGAUUCUAACAUACCAGUUGUGCCACACGUACGUUCGCUGUACCCGCUCCGUCUCCAUCCCGGCACCGGCCUACUACGCUCGGCUUGUGGCCUUCCGUGCCCGCUACCAUCUGGUGGACAAAGAACACGACAGCGGGGAGGGCAGCCACGUGUCGGGUCAGAGCAACGGCCGGGACCCCCAGGCUCUGGCUAAAGCUGUCCAGAUUCACCACGACACCCUGAGGACCAUGUACUUCGCCUGAGCUCCACCAGCCGUCGCCGUCGCUCCCUUUUUCCACCUCAUUUCUACCUGAGCGGGCGCAAAGCCCACUCCCACCUCAUCCCCAUCCCUUACUCCCAACAACUGCCCACUACACACACACACACUCCACAGACACGCCAGCAAGUCUGCUUCAAUCAAAAAAAAACAACACAACACCACCCCCCCUGUAAACACAGGCUGAGUCUGCAGCCUCAUGCACUCGAAAGGUUUUGAAUAUUGUUGUUGUCUUCUUCUUUUUUUUUUUUUUUUUACUUUAUCAGAACAGUUCCAUCUUUUUAGGUUGAAUUUUUAAUAAGUGAAUAUUAUUAUGUAAUUGUAUUGUAUGCUACCUUCACACUCCUGUCAAUAUAAGUAUGCAAUAGGGAUAGGAGGAAAAAUAGGCGCUAGAAAGGAGGAAAAAUAUGUUUUUUUUGUUGUUGUUUUUUUUUUUUUUUUACUGCCGCCAUAAUGCUGCCUCUACCCAUCCGGAAAGCCGGAUGCCAGUGUUCAAAGCCCCGUAAGGUUGGGGAGCCUCCAGAUGGGCGGUACUGAGCACGCACACUUAUAUCUAUCGUUUUUUUUUUUUUUAUAUUAUUACUUCAAGACCUACAUUUAUGUUUUUAAUUUUUGAUGAAAUGUUUUUGUAAAACAGCCUUGAGGAGCCUGAGAUAUGGUACAUUAGCACUUAGUGUUAGCAAUGUAGGUGCCGCCAGUCCUGCACAGAAAGAGCUCGUUAGUUCUUCGGUUCAGCGGCGACAGACGGCAGCGGCUGUAGCUAGUGUAGACGCAGGAGAGAGGCGCCGCCGCACUCUCGGUCCUGAUUGGCCAGUCCCUAGAGAUUUAGCCUGUAGACGCAAGCCUGGCGUAACACUAGAGGGACCAUUCGCAUAGAGUGUAUCAAAUAUACCUGCACCCCAUGCACCUAAACCAGCAUUAUUAACCAGCCAAAAGUGACGCCAACCAAUGAAAAAAGGGGGGCACUUAAACAGGAAGAUAAUCUUUUACUCCUGUAUUCAUUGCUCUUUAAGGAUUCAUGAGGCACUUUUUUUUCUCUUCUUCCUUUUUUUGUUUACGUACCGAUUUAUUUGACAAAAUGAUGAACUUUGAGACUUGAGAGCCCACGGCAAACUUUCACUCCCGCACUUGCGUUGCUCGCAGAACAAAGGCGACGUGCAAGGUCAACACUAUCCUGGAGGUUCGAAAGCGCGGGAACAAAAGUACCGCGACGGCUCAAGUGCCGCCAAAAGCUGAACGACGCGGCGCGUUCCGGCUUUUCGAUCGACAGCAUUCUCGUCAUACCUGCACACACACACAUACACGCCUAUCUUCCGUCUGUCCUGCUCUUCCCACUGCAGGCGUUUACAUAUCACAGCCCGGAAAGCAGAAGCACACACACAAACUGAGCUCUCGGUUUUCUGUCUCAGCCUGCAGAGGAAAAACAACGGCCCAAAUGCACUCGUCUCAUCUCCCGUUCCGGCCAAGCAGUCGCUCACUCGCCCGGCCUCUAUAACGUCGCUCCUUCCUCGCCAGCCGUUUUUUUUUUUUCUCCCACUUUUCAGGCAUUACAGUUAUUCAGCGUCCUCUGCCCCAAUCCCCUGGUCUGUGUUUGCCAAAUUUCUAUUGGUGCUCUGUGUGCAUGGGCGGCACGGACAGGGAAUUUGCUCAUUGGACAGGGUGGGCCCCCUAUUCCUGCUACUUAAUACGCCCUGCCUUUUACAUCGUGUAAUUCUCUGGAUUUAUGGGGGGGGGGGGGGGGGAAAAAAAAACAAAUGCAUGUAAUUAUUUUUUAUUGACUGGAUAUUCUGAGCCACCUUACUUUUUGGUUUUCUUAGAGGUAGGAGCCUCGCGCUCACCACUGCCUGUCUGUUGUUUUUGCCUCGACUGUGUAAUGGUUAUAAAGACUGCUUAUUUUUUUUUAUUUUUUUUUGUCAUUAUGAAUAUCGUGACUAUUGUCAGUGUGUUUCCUGAAGAGGGCACCGCGGAGACGGUCUCAAAAAAAUUCCACUUCCGCAGCCCUCGAAGCGCCUCAAACCUCGUCUGGCGCCCCCCUUUUAGACGUCGACAGGGAUCACGGAAAAAAGCGAUCAGACGAGUUUGAUUU